Molecule: messenger RNA, 2531 nt
Organism: Cololabis saira (Pacific saury)
Lineage: Eukaryota; Metazoa; Chordata; Actinopteri; Beloniformes; Belonidae
Gene: fkbp8
Product: FKBP prolyl isomerase 8
Exons: 9
Coding region: 125-1312 (395 amino acids)
Molecular function (GO): peptidyl-prolyl cis-trans isomerase activity; protein binding
Source: RefSeq, a predicted model, not a curated record
CGCAGCACUAACGUACGUACGCCGGUUUUUUGGGUAACCAACAUCAGUCUAACUUCACACACUAAGCUGCAGGAAGCCUACGCCGCUCAGGACCAAAAUACGGCCGUUUGGAGGAUUGAAAGAGAUGGAGACGCUGGACGCUUCAGAGGAGCGUAAGAAGAGCGGCCAGCCCUCUCUGCUGGACAGCGGCGAGGACUUUGAGGUUUUAGAUGAGGAAGAUAUUGAUGAUGAUGAUCCUCCACCUCUGGAAGAUGCGGGAGGUGGGAAGGGCAAACAUACAGAUGACACAGUGAAGAAAACUGCAGAUGAAGACCCAGACCCUUCGGGCCAAGUCGAUGAAUGGUUGGAUGUAUUAGGUAAUGACCAACUGAAGAAAAAAGUCAUUGAGGCGGGGAAAGGUCGAGACAGCCGACCUCAGAAAGGACAGAAUGUGAAGAUUAACCUUAAAACAUUCCUAGUGGAUGGGACUCUUGUAGAGGAGCAACAUAAUCUCUCUUUCACUCUAGGAGAUGGUGAUGUUAUCCAGGCACUGGAUCUAACAGUUAUGCUUAUGGAAAUUGGAGAGAAGGCCCUCAUCCAAAGUGACGCAAAAUAUGCAUAUGGUACCAAAGGAAGUCUUGAACCUAAGGUACCCCCAUAUGCGGAGCUGUCUUUUGAAGUGGAACUGCUGGAAGCUGCUGAUUCUCCUGACCUGGAACUGCUGACCCCCACAGAGAAGAUUGCCCUUUCCAACCAAAAAAGAGAGAGGGGCAAUGUCUACUACCAGCGUGGGGACUAUGCUUUUGCUGUUAACUCGUAUAGCAUUGCCCUGCAGAUAACGGAAUCUAGUUCCAAAGUUGAUAUCACCCCUGACGAGGAGACUGAGCUGUUGGACGUGAAAGUAAAGUGUCUGAACAACAUGGCUGCUUCCCAGCUGAAACUGGAACACCAUGACGCAGCUCUUAAGUCUUGUGUCUCUGCACUUGAACAUCAGCCGGAUAACAUAAAAGCACUUUUCCGCACGGGCAAAGUACUAGCUUUGCAAGGUGAAUAUUCAGAAGCCAUUCAAACAUUGAGGAAGGCAUUGAAACUGGAUCCAAGCAACAAGACAAUCCAUGCUGAACUUUCCAAACUGGUGAAGAAGCACUCGGAGCAGAGGGGGGCAGAGCAGGCCAUGUAUAAGAAAAUGCUGGGUAACCCUUCUCCUGGUAGCAGCACGCAGAAACCCCGGGCCAAGUCUUCAUGGGGUCUCAGCUGGAAGUGGCUUUUUGGAGCCACUGCAGUUGCCAUCGGCAGUGUAGCUUUAUCUGUCGUCAUAGCUGCCAGAAAUUGAAGUGAGCCUGCGACGAUGACUUCAUGACUCAAAAGCAGUGUGAGAGCAUAAACACUGCAGCACAUCUGGGAGCACCUUCCGACCAAAGAGGGUGGAAAUGUCUGUCGCCACUUCACCGUCACUCUCUUUUCUCUACUGUGUUUGAGAAAUAUGUGUGACAAAUAAGCCUCACUAAUUGCAUCGUGGAAAUACAUUUCCAGCCUUGUAAAUGCAUACGGUCAUGCAUAUCUGUCAUAUUUCAUGCCUUUUUUUUCCCCCUGUUGUCAUUGUUUUUGUUGUGGGUAGUCAAUGAUGGGAACAAAUAUAAUAGUUUUGAGAAGAAAAGUAGAUGAGACCACAUUCAGAUAGAAGAUAUUUAAAAGAUUUGUUUUUCUACACAUGCUCAAAUGAUUAUGGUCCUUUAUUUAUGCUGAGGUAUCAAAAUACUAUGUUGUGCUGUAAAAGAUAUUUAUUAUCCACAGGAUGUGAUUUCAUUUUUUUGUGCUAAAAUGUUUGUCAAAUUACUCCCUUUUGUCUGAGGAACACAAGGUACUCGGCUGUGCACUACUCUUUCCACCUUUUUAUUUUUACACAUAAAUACAUACAUUAAAGUGACCAAAGUAGUAAUAAUAAAUAAUUUAUAAACAAGACGUGCAAUACAACAGCCCUUGAAGAUGUACUACAGUGCUUAAGUUUUCAGUUUUCCCUCAGCUGAUAUGAAGGAAGUACUCACAAGUGAAAGAAUGCUGUGGUAUAAUGCAUAGACAUACUUCACAAUAUAAACAAAACUGGGCAAACGUCCUAUGUAAAUAUACAGAGUUCUUGUAUUGGAUUGAAAGUGACAGUUUGCGGUUAUCUUUACACUUCAGUGCUCAGAUUUACAUGUUAGAUUGUGGCUCAUGGACCACAUUGAUUGCAGAGUGGAAGUAGUUUAUUCCUUGAUAUUAAUUAAUUAUACCUCAAGUUUUGUUGAUGAGAUCAAAUGUUGAAAGUUGUACUUCAGUAGACUUUAAGAUUGCAUGAGAAGUUGUCCUUAAAUCAUGUUCCUAUAUGUGUUCUACUGUUCUUGCUUGUUUUACAACAUAAAUGUUACUACAAGAUGGUGGCUUUCCUGGAAUAGUAAAUAGACUAAUUGAACCAAAUGUUCCAACAUUUUUAAAUAUUUGAUGACAAACUGGUUUCUGGCAUUCCCUGCAUUUUAGAAUUUUCUAUUCAUCACAAUAAAAGUUGUUUUAUCAAA